AUGUCUUAUGGCGGUGGAGAUGGUGACGAGGGCUACAUCGCGAAGCUGCGCGGCUUGCCUUGGUCGGCCACGCCGGAUGAAAUCCUCAAGUUCUUCAGCGAUUGCCGGAUCGUCGGAGGAAAGUCCGGGAUACACAUGACGACCUCCCGCGACGGGAGGCCCAGUGGGGAGGCUUUCAUCGAAUUGGAGGACGCUGAAGACUUGGAGAUUGCAGUGUCUAAAGAUAGGGAGCAUAUGGGAAACAGAUACAUAGAAGUUUUCAAAGUGAACAAAGCUGAAAUGGAAUGGGUUGUUAAAAGGUCAGGCCCGGCUCAUGGACCUAAUGACGAUGGUUGUGUGAGAUUGAGAGGUUUACCUUUUGGUUGUUCUAAAGAAGAAAUUGCACAAUUCUUCACUGGGUUGGAGAUUGUACCCAACGGAAUAACACUUCUGACUGACUACUCGGGGCGCAGUUCUGGGGAGGCGUACGUUCAGUUUGUUAACAGAGAGGUGGCAGAGAAAGCUCUGCAAAAACAUCGAGAAAAGAUCGGACACAGGUACAUCGAGAUAUUCCGCAGCAGCCUGUCGGAGGUGAACGGCGCGUCGGGCGGCGGCUACCAGCCGGGCGGCAGGCGGGGCGGAUCGGGCGGUGGCGGCGGCUUGGGGUCGUUCGGCGGCCGCCCCGGGCCCUACGACAGAGACAAUCGCUUCGGCAACGGCGGGCGGUUCGGGUCGACGAGAGGAUCGAGAAGCUACAAAGAUUACAACAGCCACGAUCGUUCUUCGAGCUCCUGGUCGAGCAACCGCAACGGCAGCGACUCGAGGUCCUACGAUUCGUGGGGCGGCGGCGGCGGCAGUAGCGAUCGCGGCGGCGGCAUGCACUGCGUUCACAUGCGGGGGCUGCCUUUCAAGGCAACGGAGAGCGACAUAUCGGACUUCUUCAAACCGGCCUUCCCAGUAAACGUGCGCCUCCUGCAAGAUUCUAGCGGCAGAGCUUCCGGCGAGGCGGACGUCGAAUUCGCGUCGCACGAGGACGCCGUCCGGGCCAUGAGCAAAGACAAGGGCCACAUGCACCACAGGUACAUCGAACUGUUCCUGAAUUCGGCGGGAGGGUCCUCCAGUAAUGGGGGGAUAUCUUACGGCGGUCUGGGGGGCAGACGACGGAUGUAAAAUUAUUGGAAAGUUCGUUGGUUCGUUUCGAGUUUUUUUUUAUUAUUUUUGAUUCUCCUAAGGGUGGGUGGUAUGUGUAUAUUCGAGAGGGAGAAAAAAGAUGCCGCAGAAAUUCUGUGAUUGUGGUGUUUUUCUGCUUAGCAUUGUGAUUUGCUAGAGAAAGAACUUUUUUGGGUACCAU
Messenger RNA from Phaedon cochleariae (mustard beetle), 1330 nucleotides. Lineage: Eukaryota; Metazoa; Arthropoda; Insecta; Coleoptera; Chrysomelidae. The record is from the annotation of a GenBank genome assembly.